CCAGCAGUUAAGAAAAGAAUUUAUUGUAGUGAUUGCAGUGUUUGGUCUCAUCUAAGUUGUGCAGAUAAAAAAAAGUGCUGUGAACAAAAUGUUCAAACAUCUGAUAACGAUACUCUACCUAACCAAGAAAACCUGGUCCAAACUAUCAAUUCCUUAUCGGCUAUCGUCAAUGAUAUGAAAAAGGUUAUCGAAGAGUUGGUCACAGAAAACAAAAAAUUGAGAGAGGAGAUCGAACAUGUGAAAUCUGGAAAACAACAAACAGGGGAAUCUGGUCCAGAAGUAGAGGAGGCAGCUGUAGAAGAGGCUGUUGAGCGAAUACACCGGUCUCACAAUGUUAUUAUAAGAGGUGUUCCGGAGUACCAAGGAGAGGCAGCUCAACAAAAACAAGCAGACGAGGAAAUCGUUAUGAAUCUCAUAAAGUCGGCAAUUCCCAGUGAUUUGGGCCAAAGUGUACUUAAUCUCACCCGUUUAGGGAAACUUAUCCCAAAUCGUUGUAGAAUUAUUAAAGUCGAAUUUAAUAAUCCAAAUAUAGUUAAAAAACUAAUACGGCAUCGUUUCGGUAACAACAUUUUCUUCAAUACUGAUCUAACUCGGCUCCAACAGAAUAGGGCUUUUGCUGUUCGUAAGGAAUUUAAAAGGCGUCGUGACAAUGGUGAAAAUAAUAUUCGAUUAAGAUACUACAAUGGCAUGCCGAAAAUUGUUGAAACAAAAAACGAAUGAACAUCCAACAGACAUCCAAUUCAUCGUCAUCUAUUAAUUAUAACAUACUCAAUACUACAUCAACAUAUACACUAAUUUACCAAAAUGUGCGUGGUUUGAAUUCUAAAGUGCAAGAAUUUUAUAACAACUGCUGUGACAUAGAAGCAGAUAUAUUGUUACUGACCGAAACAUGGCUUCAUGAAAAUGUUUUUUCAGCUGAACUUUUUCCUCAACAUUUUGAAAUCUUUCGAUGUGACAGAAAUAAAAGAAGAGGUGGUGGCGUACUAGCGGCAGUCAAAAUUAGUUUUGUAGCUGAACGACUAAACCUUAUUUCUCCGGUACCUGAGAUAGAUCUUAUUGGUAUCAAAGUUCAAGAAUCUUGGACAUAGUUUUGACAACUGAUGAAGUCUCAGCUGAAGUAACAAAUAGCAAUUUUCCAUUAGUUCGUGAAGAUGCUCACCACCCUUGCUUGGACAUCAAUUUAUUUAUCAAAGACCAAUCAAGUAAUC
Molecule: messenger RNA, 1208 nt
Organism: Zophobas morio
Lineage: Eukaryota; Metazoa; Arthropoda; Insecta; Coleoptera; Tenebrionidae
Exons: 2
Coding region: 175-720 (181 amino acids)
Source: RefSeq, a predicted model, not a curated record